AUGGCACACAGCCUGGACUCCAGGCCUACUGUGGAGGACUUUCGCGAAAACAGUCCGUGGGUGCAACUGGCAAAGACUCACUGGCUCGAGACGUCGAAGGUUCGCAAAGCUAAACCGGACACCAUCAAGAAAGACAUAUGGGAUCCUUUGGAGGCCGAAAACUUUAGCCUUCACUCUCUUCUCGCCUUGGAGAAUUUGAAUAUACUAGAGAAGUUUCUUUGGCCUACCUACUCGGAAGAAGCUUCCAAUUACCAUGUGUUACUGUUGACGCACAUCGUGAGCAUCAAGCAGCGCGAGCAUUUGCCGAUAUGGAACAUUUUUUCCGAGAGACCUGACGAUUUCUCGAACCUGUUCCACCGAAUCCUCUCCAUGAGCAUUGACCAAUCAAUUCCUACAUCUUCGCGAUUGUCCAUACUCUCUUUCAUCAUUAGUGCCUUCCAGUCACUCGAAAACGUUUUAAUACGAAAAGAAUGUGCUCCUCUCGUUUCGAUCUCAAUCUGGCACAAUCUAUCUAGCGAGGAAGCUAGGGUGCGUGUACUUUCGAAGGGCCCGACGUUGAAAAAGGCAUGGAGGGCGGCUGCAAAAAGAUAUGAAGCAGGAGAUGAAGCAGCGAAAGCGAAAGCACGAUUCGAACGAUCAUGGCUAUACACGAUGCUUCUCGACUAUCUGCGGAGACUAGCCGGGCCUGAGAAAGACCAAUCGGAUAACUUGCACUACUGCGAGCGGUUUCUCGAGUUUUUGGUGGAUCUAGAAGGCCAACUGCCUACAAGGCGCUACGUGAAUACGCUGCUCAAAGAUCUCAACUUGCUCUCUGUUACUCGCCUAUCGCCGCUAUAUCGCUCUCCAGACAAUACGCUUUUCCGCGAUCUCUACGACCUCCUGGUGCAUUUUGUAAACUUCGCCAUCGACGAUCAUACGGGAGAGACUUUGUCUCCUCAGGCGGUGUAUGAAGCACAUUGCCAGGAGCUGUCACAUCUGCAGAGAGUCUCAAUGAAACUUUUCAAGGAUAAACUAAUGAUUCUCGCUCUAUCAAAUUAUGGUUCCAUUGAACAACGUUCUGAACUAGAGGGGCAACUGGCUUCUCUAGAGGAAUCGGAGCUGCAGAAUCUUUGUUCUCACCUUGGCUUUCGAACAGUUUACCCCGGCCAAUCUCAAGUCUCGCCCAGUCGGCAGCUGUAUCUUGAGAUUAUUUUGGCUUCCUAUGAACGGAAGACAUCUUUCCAAGAGGCCUCCUCACAGCUUGCUAUACUCCCUACGGAGGAAAAUCUAUAUGACCCGGCAUUGCUUCGGAAUGAAACAUACGAUGGCUCGCGGCCGAUUGCAAUCCCGAAAUUGAAUCUUCAAUAUUUGAGUGUCGGUGAUUUUCUUUGGCGUUCGUUUGUUCUGUAUCGCUCCGAGGCCUUUUUCCAGAUCCGCAAAGACAUGGAAGCAAUUGUCAAGCGAAUGCAGCCACGAACCAGUCGGGAUGGCAAAGGCCCAACUUUCGAAGGGUUUUCUCGCAUGGCCAUCCCCAUUUCCAAGCCUGCGAUCAUUGAAGUUGCCCCCGCAAAGGUUGGUUCGGCAAAUCCGGCUUUUGUGAGAGCAGAGAUCACUAUUGAAGUGGGGAGACUAGCCGACCACAUCAGAACGGAGUGGGAGUCUCUCCGCACCGACGAUGUGGUUUUUCUGUUGGCUGUGCAACCUGGAGCUCCCGACUCUACCUCGCCGGAUACUUCCCGUAUCUCGCACGUUCGGUCGGCAGAGAUUGUGCAGGUUCUUGACGAAAAUGGCCGCCCGCUACGCGAGCCUGCCUCGAUCCAAACAAAUGGGUUCAAGUCCAGACCUCGCGUUAGGAGGUUGUUGGUCAACCUAGAUCCGGCUGCUUUCAAGGCCGACAAAGAUCAUACUCUGCAAGGAAAGACGGACAUCUACCCCCUGAUAAACGUUGUCGCCAGAAGGAAAGGCAGAGAGAAUAACUUCAAGUCAAUUCUUGAGACGAUGCAAAAACUUAUUGUCUCGAACAUUGCUCUUCCCUCUUGGGUCCAGGAUAUCUUUUUGGGCUACGGCGACCCUGCGGGUGCCCGAUAUACGGAAUUGUCCAGUCGGCUGUCUUCUGUCGAUUUUCGAGACACUUUUAUAAACUGGCAACAUCUCGUGGAAAGCUUUCCGGGAAUGGCUAUCGAGCCUUCGGGAGAGCAGGCUUCAAGUUUUGGGCCUCCAUAUGUCCUUGAAUAUGUUGAACCCGCCCCGCCGCAGGCCUCCACCAAUGCCUCCAAGAAACGUCGGAGAGAUCAGGUCGAACGGCAGCAGACAGCUCCCAAGUCGCUACGUGUAUCGACUUACAAACCACCGAACCGUGGGCCUUAUCCGGUUGACGCCCCCAAGCUCAAUUCCGUUCGCUUCACCCCGGCUCAGGCAGAAGCUAUAGCAUCUGGCACUCAACCUGGCCUCACUAUCAUCGUCGGCCCCCCUGGAACCGGAAAAACGGAUGUCGCAACCCAGAUUAUCAACAACAUUUACCAUAACUUCCCAACGGAGCGUACCCUACUUAUUGCGCAUAGUAACCAGGCACUCAACCAAUUAUUCCAGAAAAUCGUUGCUCUGGACAUUGAUGAGCGCCACCUCCUGCGUCUUGGUCACGGUGAAGAGGAGCUGGAUACCGAGGCGAGCUAUAGCAAGUAUGGCCGUGUCGAGUCAUUCUUCGAAAACCGGAAUUACUUCUUAUCUGAAGUAGCCCGAUUGGCUGCAUCUAUUGGCGCACAGGGGGCUCACGGAAGCUCUUGCGAGACGGCAGGAUAUUUCAACACUGUUUACAUCCAACCUGCGUGGGCGAAGUUUUGGGACAAUGUCCGCGCCGACAAUACCUCCCCGGAAGAGAUCAUUGCAGAGUUCCCAUUCCAUACUUACUUUUCAAACACCCCCCAGCCUGUUUUCGACCCUUCGGCGCCAAAGAACGUGGUUCUAGACGCGGCAGAAGGCUGUCAACGGCAUAUCUCCAAGAUAUUCUCUGAACUUGAGGAUAUCCGGCCAUUUGAGAUUUUGAGGCAGCCUAAGGACAAGGCUAAUUAUCUCUUGGUCAAAGAAGCACGGAUCAUCGCAAUGACAUCUACGCACGCUGCGAUGCGCCGCCAGGAGAUCGCCGAUCUUGGCUUCCAUUAUGACAACGUUGUUAUGGAAGAAGCGGCGCAAAUCACAGAAAUCGAGAGCUUCAUCCCCACUGCUUUACAGAGCAUGAAGGCCGGUGAGCUUCCCUUGAAGCGAAUAGUUCUUUGUGGUGAUCACCUCCAAAAUUCUCCUAUCGUACAAAACCAUGCGUUCCGGCAGUACGCGCAUCUUGAACAGAGUCUUUUCCUUCGUCUCGUCCGACUAGGGGUCCCAGUUAUCGCACUCGACCAACAGGGACGCGCGCGGAGUAGCAUCGCUGAGCUCUUCCGGUGGCGUUACCAGCAACUGGGAGAUUUGCCCGUUGUCAAAUCAGCCGAUGAGUUCCAACAAGCAAAUGCUGGCUUCCAAUUUGAUUACCAAUUCAUCAAUGUCCCUGACUACCAGGGCUCUGGCGAAAGAGAGCCCACGCCACAUUUCAUCCAGAACCUAGGGGAGGCGGAAUAUGCGGUGGCCAUCUACCAAUACAUGCGACUUCUUGGCUACCCGGCAUCGAGGAUAUCUAUUCUUGCCACCUAUGCGGGACAAACGGCGCUAAUUAAGGAUGUUCUGGGGCACCGUUGCAGUAAAAACACUCUAUUUGGCAUGCCGAAAAUUGUCACUACGGUGGACAAAUAUCAGGGUGAACAGAAUGACUAUGUGAUUCUUUCCCUCACUCGCACCCGUACAAUCGGAUACCUUCGCGAUGUUCGUCGCCUGACAGUUGCCCUUUCUCGCGCCCGCCUCGGCCUCUAUAUCCUUGGUCGCCGCGAGGUGUUUGAGUCGUGCUACGAACUUAAACCGGCGUUUGAUCUUCUAUUCCAGCGACCAGACAAGCUCAUGCUCACUACCGGCGAAAUGUUCCCGACAACGCGGUCGGUUGUUGACGAAGCUCAGGGCACACCCAUGGAAGGAGUUGAGCAUCUGGGUCAGUAUGUCUUUGAAAUGACCCAGGCUAAGCUCAAGGCACUGGGCGAUCAAGAUAUUGUUGUUCAGGACGCAGUGCCAGGCGGUGUGGAUGAAUUGAUGGAUGAAGACGAAGUCAUGUUGGGAGCGGGCGAAGAGCCGCAGGAUGAUGAUCCAUUGCAUGAGCAUGUAUUAGGUGCGAGGUAA
Aspergillus melleus is the source of this 4233-nucleotide messenger RNA. RefSeq names its product RNA helicase aquarius. The record is from RefSeq and is a predicted model, not a curated record. Lineage: Eukaryota; Fungi; Ascomycota; Eurotiomycetes; Eurotiales; Aspergillaceae. Gene Ontology annotation, molecular function: helicase activity; mRNA binding. The transcript has 4 exons. Gene Ontology annotation, biological process: mRNA splicing, via spliceosome. Gene Ontology annotation, cellular component: catalytic step 2 spliceosome. Bases 1 to 4233 code for a protein of 1410 amino acids.